AUGGCGUCGGGUUUCGGCGAGCUCGUGCUGGUGAUGGGUGACAGCCACAUUCCAUAUCGGUGCUCGGAGAUCCCUGAGAAGUUCCAGAAGAUACUCGUGCCAAACAAGAUGCAGCACGUUUUGUGCACGGGAAAUGUAGUGACGAAGGAGCAACUCGACGAACUGCGACAGCUAGCACCCAAUGUCCACGUUGUGGCUGGAGACUGUGACCAAGGAGGAGCGUACCCGGAUUCGAAGGUCGUCACGAUCGGCCAAUUCCGGAUUGGGCUCUGUCACGGACACCAGAUUGUUCCGUGGGGCGAUCAGCACAGCCUCGCGGCUCUGCAGCGAAAGAUGAACGUCGACAUUCUCAUCACUGGUCAUACCCACACGCCCCACAUCCGGCAAGAACAAGGCAAGUGGCAUGUAAAUCCUGGAUCAAUCACAGGCGCGUUCAGCAGCUGUACGAGGGACGUGGUUCCGAGCUUUAUACUCAUGGCGUUGCAGGGGGCAAAAGUCGUGGCUUUCUUAUAUGAGCUGAAAAAUGGCAACGUUGUCGUCUCGAAGAGUGAGUUCACCAAGGAAUCGCUGUGA
Hyaloperonospora brassicae is the source of this 573-nucleotide messenger RNA. NCBI's taxonomy places the organism in Eukaryota, Oomycota, Peronosporomycetes, Peronosporales, Peronosporaceae. The record is from the annotation of a GenBank genome assembly.